This is a messenger RNA of Cercocebus atys (sooty mangabey), 4984 nucleotides long. RefSeq names its product anoctamin 2, calcium activated chloride channel (gene ANO2). The coding region runs from base 1250 to 4333 and encodes 1027 amino acids. Gene Ontology annotation, biological process: chloride transmembrane transport. Lineage: Eukaryota; Metazoa; Chordata; Mammalia; Primates; Cercopithecidae. The record is from RefSeq and is a predicted model, not a curated record. The transcript has 26 exons. Gene Ontology annotation, molecular function: protein dimerization activity; chloride channel activity. Gene Ontology annotation, cellular component: plasma membrane.
UCUGUGUUGCUCACGCUGGGAGCUGGAGGCUGGAGCUGUUCCUAUUCGUCCAUCUUGGGCCCCCCCCUUUUUUUUCGUUACUUGACAUUUAACACUGCAGUCCUCUCAUCUGUAAAAUGGGCACACUGCAGUGAUUGCCUCAUAUACUUAUUGUUAGGGGUAAAAUAACUACCGUAGGGAAAGCACUGAGAAGGGUGUUGGGCAGAGAGGAAGUCCUGUAGAAGCAUUAGCCAGUAGUACUUGCAGUGGGUGGAAUAAAACCCUGGGUUGGGACAUCACAUCUUGUGGUUUUCCUUCUGCUCUGCCCUCAACUGUGCUGCCCCAGGUUCCUUCUCUAUAAAGUGGGAUCUAUCAUGACCAGCCUACCUUAUCAGUAUAGGAGAGAAAAUCUUCAUGUCUGAAGGUCAGUGAUCACAGAUGGCAUACUUGACUUGUGCUGCUUCAUUUUGGGGGUCCAUGGUAUCAAUGAACUUGUUUUACUUCUGGGCAUCUUGGAGUUGCAGAUUCCAUCAUGCAGAAUGGCCCUUUGGAGGUUUUUCCCUCCCGUCCCCCUGCCCAGGUACCUGAACUGUCCUGGGGAGAUGGCACUCCUGUUGCCCUCUGGGGAUGGAGCUUCCAUAAUCUAUGCCCUCAACCCUCUUUAACCCUCCUAGUGUCUCAUGAGAGAGCUCUUAUAAAACGGACCCCUCCUUCUCCCUCUAGCAGCCCCUCCUCCUGUUCUGCGGUCCCUUGUGCACCUACUCCCUCCUCUUCUCCCUUUUGUCCUGCUUAACCUAGGGGAAGGUGGUGAGGACAGCUGGUCUCCACCUACUGUGAAGACAGGUGUGGGGGGAUCUGCCGUCCAGGGGCUCGCCCCCCACUCCUGCCCCCAGGGCUGACCCCUGGACAGUGGAUGACCCUUUAGGGCGGCGGGAAGGAGGCUUUGCUGGCGGGAUUGGAAACUAAUCAGCCAGACAGUUCAUGAGAUAAUCCGGCUGAAUUUUUACACUUGAAGCAGGUUGUGGGGCGUCGCCCCGGGCUUGGGGGAGCAGGGAGCGAUUACCGUCUCGCCUCUCAGCCCCACGGACCCGAGUGUGUCCUGGACUCAACCCGGCUGCGGGACCGCGCUCCUUUCUCGACGCGCCCGGGCGCCCAAGGCGCAGCGGGGAGAGCUGGUCUCAGGCUGCGCAGCGCCGGCGGCCGGGAGGGAUGGGGGAGGAGGAGGCGGCAGCCGGCGAGGGGCGGACUCGCCGGGACGGAGCUGAGCGAGAUGGAAUUAGCCCCGCGGCGGCAUAAGCCUGCCCAGAAGCGCGCGGCCGCGGCCGGCGGGGUCUGCAUCCACACCAUGGCUACUCCCAGGCCGCGUGAUAUUCCCCUGCUCCCUGGCUCCCCACGCCGGCUGAGCCCUCAGGCAGGGACCAGAGAGGGCCAGGGCCCCAAACACGGACAGCAGUAUCUCCAGACGCCAGGUCCCCGGGCCCCAGGUCUGCAGGGCAGUUCCAGCCGAGAUCCUGGCCAGCCCUGCGGCCCAGAGAGUGCCCGCAGCAGCUCUGUCAUCAACAACUAUCUGGAUGCCAAUGAGCCUGUGUCCUUGGAAGCCCGUCUUAGCCGCAUGCACUUCCAUGACAAUCAGAGGAAGGUCGACUAUGUGCUUGCCUACCACUACCGGAAACGUGGGAUGCACCUGGCCCAAGGCUUCCCUGGCCACUCGCUGGCUAUCGUCUCCAAUGGGGAGACAGGCAAGGAGCCUCAUGCUGGGGGCCCAGGUGACAUUGAGCUGGGGCCACUCGAUGCCCUGGAGGAGGAGAGGAAGGAGCAGCGGGAGGAAUUUGAGCACAAUCUGAUGGAGGCUGGACUGGAGCUUGAGAAGGAUUUGGAGAGUAAAAGCCAGGGAUCCGUCUUUGUCCGGAUACACGCCCCGUGGCAGGUGCUGGCCAGAGAGGCAGAAUUCUUGAAGAUCAAAGUUCCUACCAAGAAAAUGUACGAGAUCAAAGCAGGAGGCAGCAUUGCAAAGAAGUUCAGCGCAGCUCUGCAGAAGCUGAGCUCGCCCCUGCAGCCCCGAGUUCCAGAACACAGCAACAACAAGAUGAAAAACCUGUCCUACCCAUUCUCCAGGGAGAAGAUGUACCUGUACAACAUCCAGGAAAAGGACACCUUCUUUGAUAAUGCCACCCGCAGCCGCAUUGUGCACGAGAUCCUGAAGCGCACAGCCUGCUCCCGAGCCAACAACACGAUGGGUAUUAACUCUCUGAUUGCAAACAAUAUUUAUGAGGCUGCCUACCCUCUUCAUGACGGUGAAUACAAUAGUCCAGAGGACGAUAUGAAUGACAGGAAGCUGCUAUAUCAAGAAUGGGCGCGCUAUGGAGUGUUCUAUAAGUUCCAACCUAUUGACCUCAUCAGAAAGUAUUUUGGAGAAAAAAUUGGACUGUAUUUUGCCUGGCUGGGGUUAUAUACAUCAUUCCUCAUUCCAUCUUCUGUAAUUGGAGUGAUUGUGUUUCUUUAUGGAUGUGCAACAAUUGAAGAAGAUAUUCCCAGCAGAGAGAUGUGUGACCAGCAGAAUGCCUUCAUCAUGUGUCCCCUGUGCGACAAGUCCUGUGAUUACUGGAACCUCAGCUCAGCCUGUGGGACCGCGCGGGCCAGCCACCUGUUUGACAACCCUGCCACCGUCUUCUUCUCCAUCUUCAUGGCUCUGUGGGCUACCAUGUUCCUGGAAAACUGGAAGAGGCUGCAGAUGCGACUGGGCUACUUUUGGGACCUGACUGGCAUAGAAGAGGAAGAAGAACGUGCCCAGGAACAUUCCAGGCCUGAGUAUGAAACCAAAGUUCGAGAGAAAAUGCUAAAGGAGAGCAACAAGUCGGCUGUCCAGAAAUUGGAAACAAACACUACGGAGUCUGGCCACGAGGAUGAUGAAGAUAAACUGACCUGGAAGGAUCGUUUCCCAGGUUACCUGAUGAACUUUGCCUCCAUCUUAUUCAUGAUUGCCCUGACGUUCUCAAUCGUCUUUGGGGUGAUUGUGUAUCGAAUAACAACAGCAGCCGCUCUGUCUCUCAAUAAGGCUACACGCUCCAAUGUCCGGGUGACAGUGACAGCAACAGCAGUCAUCAUCAACCUCGUGGUCAUCCUCAUCCUGGACGAGAUCUAUGGUGCUGUGGCCAAGUGGCUCACCAAAAUUGAGGUUCCGAAAACAGAACAGACUUUUGAAGAGCGCCUGAUCCUCAAAGCUUUCUUGCUCAAGUUUGUCAAUGCCUACUCCCCCAUCUUCUAUGUGGCCUUUUUCAAGGGGAGGUUUGUGGGCAGGCCUGGAAGCUACGUCUAUGUAUUCGAUGGUUACCGCAUGGAAGAGUGCGCUCCAGGGGGCUGUCUCAUGGAGCUCUGCAUUCAGCUCAGCAUCAUCAUGUUGGGGAAGCAGUUGAUCCAGAACAACAUCUUUGAGAUUGGAGUCCCGAAGCUAAAGAAACUAUUUCGAAAGCUGAAAGAUGAGACAGAAGCUGGAGAAACUGACUCUGCCCAUUCGAAACAUCCAGAGCAGUGGGACCUAGACUACAGCUUGGAACCAUACACAGGACUAACUCCGGAGUACAUGGAAAUGAUCAUCCAGUUUGGUUUCGUCACCCUCUUUGUGGCCUCCUUUCCCCUGGCACCUGUGUUCGCCCUCCUCAACAAUGUCAUUGAAGUGCGGCUGGACGCCAAGAAGUUUGUCACGGAGCUGAGACGGCCGGAUGCUGUAAGAACCAAAGAUAUCGGAAUCUGGUUUGACAUUCUCUCUGGAAUUGGCAAGUUCUCUGUUAUCAGCAAUGCUUUUGUCAUUGCGAUCACCUCCGACUUUAUCCCCCGCCUGGUGUACCAGUACUCCUACAGUCACAAUGGGACUCUGCACGGCUUUGUCAACCACACCCUCUCCUUUUUCAACGUCAGCCAGCUGAAGGAGGGGACGCAGCCAGAAAACUCACAGUUUGACCAGGAGGUUCAGUUCUGCAGGUUUAAGGAUUACCGAGAGCCGCCAUGGGCCCCGAACCCUUAUGAGUUUUCCAAACAGUACUGGUUUGUUCUGUCCGCCCGUCUGGCUUUUGUCAUCAUCUUCCAGAACCUCGUGAUGUUCCUGAGCGUCCUCGUGGACUGGAUGAUUCCAGAUAUCCCCACGGACAUCAGCGACCAGAUCAAGAAAGAGAAGAGCUUAUUAGUGGACUUCUUCCUGAAAGAGGAGCACGAGAAGCUCAAGCUGAUGGAUGAGCCGCCCCUGAGGAGCCCAGGAGGUGGGGAUCGAAGCAGGAGCCGGGCAGCCAGCUCAGCACCUUCAGGUCAAAGCCAGCCGGGCAGCGUGAUGUCGUCAGGCUCUCGGCACACCAACGUGUGAGCAGUUCAGCCUGCAGCAGAGGAGGGCACGGUAGCAGAGACACGCACGUGCACACAAGCGCGUUCCUACCCCCACACGGCGUGCUGUCUGUCUGCAGGGGCCCGGCUUGAUGGGGUCUUAAAGAGGGAAUAUGUGUAGAAAGAAAGAGGCUGAGAGAAUGGGUGUAGGAAGGAAGAGAAAUGAUGCUACUUUGCAGAAACUUCAAGCUUAAGUUUCUUUUAGGUCCUCUUUUAAGCUGCAUCCUUUUGAGGUAUCGGAAGCCCACUGGGGUCUCUCCACCCCAGAGUUCUCAGGCACUGCAAGCAUUCCCACAUGCCCUGGGGCACCCUCCUGUACUUCACCAUCAUUUCUGACUCUGACCAGCUGUAAGAGAAAUGCAGUCAGGAGCACGGCAUCCCCUACCUGCUAUCACUAGUGACUCAGAAAACUGAGUCACUUGCAAUGGGGCUGCCACAGUCUCAGCAGAUGCAAAUUAGGUUACAGGGCUGAAUGGUGCAGCCGCUGGACCUGAUAGGAAGAUGCAAAGGUCCAAACCUGGGCUUGUCUCCAGUUCACGUCACAAAAACAUUUGGAGCUAAAUGCAAGUAACUGUCAUUUUACGAAAGUUCAGAUUUAAAAUAAUAAAAUAAAUGGACACGUUCUUUAUAAAGA